Anopheles merus is the source of this 9283-nucleotide messenger RNA. RefSeq names its product catenin delta-2 (gene p120ctn). Gene Ontology annotation, cellular component: plasma membrane; nucleus; adherens junction. Gene Ontology annotation, molecular function: cadherin binding. Lineage: Eukaryota; Metazoa; Arthropoda; Insecta; Diptera; Culicidae. The coding region runs from base 2129 to 5056 and encodes 975 amino acids. Gene Ontology annotation, biological process: cell-cell junction assembly; cell-cell adhesion. The record is from RefSeq and is a predicted model, not a curated record. The transcript has 4 exons.
AAGGAAAAAAUAAGUUUUUGAUGAGCUGAUUUACUGAGAAAGAGGAUGCUUGCUGCGUUGGCUCAAGGAUGUGUUGUUUGCGGGGUGUGUGUGUGUGUGUGUGCGCGCUUGAUUAAGAAUUUAUUACCAUUAAUUAAGUCCAAUAAGUCGACCUGUCACUAGUGACGGAGAUUUUUCCCGCAGAAAUGGCAAAGCGUCAACAAUUCGAAUCUGCUACAAUCAGAUAAUCCUACAAAUGAGUAUGAUACGUCAUGAAACGUUGAUUUCAAACUGUGUAAUAAUUACAAACUCCCAUUUUAGGUCUACAUGAUGAACAGAACGGAUUGCUUUUUGAUAAAAAAAGGGCAAAUUUGAAUGAUUUUUUGGAGCUCCAACGAGCUCAGAGAACGUUCUCAGUUGAAUCCUGCCAAAUGAUGCGAAUCAAAUCGGCCCACAUGAUGGCCAAAAUGAUCAACACCUAUCGGCAUUUACUCCAGAAACAUUUGGCGAAUGGCCAGUCCGUUGAAUGGAUGGCCAAUUCUGACUGAUGCCCUAGUAUCGUGCCGCCCUCAUUGUCUCGGUGUCGCUUGGGCAGAAGUUCAAGGGUCAAGUCGAACCGGGCGACUGAGAAAGUACCCAUCGAAUAUGGACCAGAUGACCUGUUGUGUUGUUGCAGGCCGAAUGUCUGACACCAAUUUUGGACCAAUCUGCGCGGUUCCGAAAAGACUCCCGAAUGUUCCGGAGCCUUCCAUUGCCAGCAGUGGGCAGCUAGAGCCUUCCGAAGCAGUCUGAAGCUGUCAGAUGUUAUUACAGGAUCCUUCUUCCUUAAUCCUUAAAUAAUUUUCUAUUUUAGUGCUGUAUUGUAUCCAUGUAUCCCUAUUGAGUGGCAUUUCCGGCGCAAAAUAUUGUGCUUUUGAUGGCAUAAAAUUCAAAUGAAGCAACCUUGCCAGCGAACCAGGCAAGCGACGAACCCUUUUUUGAGCGUAAAACGGCCAUUGGCACCGGCAUCCAUGCAUUUUGGCAGCUUGGAUGCUGCUCACAUUCUCAAGACCCAGCAUCAAAUGCGUCCAAAUGCAUCUCCUUCUAGCUUCCCAAUCAUCCAAUACAGCGGAAUUAACUCCCGCUCCAAACGCCCUGCAGUGAUAGUGUCACAAAUGUAGCCCGAGCAGUGGUGAGCAUGAAUCUCGCGUGCUGGAGGAAAAUCAAGAUUUUCCACCACGAGAUUGGGAGAGAAAAUUUCAUCUCGCCUCCUUGUGUACCGUCCCGCAGAUUUUGGGCUUUGGAGAGAAGAGCCCGAGAGAGAGAGAGCGAGAGAAAGAGCAAGAGAAGCCAAACACAAUCUCAAUGGCAAUGCGCAAAGAGGACGAAAGAUGGAAAUCGUUGUGCUCUCCUAUAGUCUAGGUGGGCUGUGGUGGCUGGCGCACACACAGGCCCAGUGACAGCAGCAGCACCAACACACGCUCGCGAACGGGCGCAUCAACACACACACAGACAGACACGUAGAAGAGAGUCAGCGGCGAAUGGAAAAUUUUGCACCGCGCCACUGUGGUGUGCCGUUACUCCCAAGACGUCAGAGUCGGGUGCGUGCGUGACACGAGAGCGGACACGGCAAAUGCCAUCCAGUGCGAAAAGGGGGUUGCGUGCGUUCGUUGCGGCACGGCGGGCCGUUCGUGCGUGUGUGUGGUGUGAUGGUGUGAUAAGAGGCGUAGUUGGACAGUGAAAAUCACACAUUUUUCCACUGGGUCCUAGUGGGCUUUGCUGCUGUGGGAAAGGCAAGAAACAGUGCACGUAGUGUGUGUGAGUGUGUGUGUGUGGGUGUGUGCAGUUGCCGGGAAAAAUUUCCUGUCGCUUUAACCCAAUGGUCGAAAAAGCAAUUGCAGACGGAUUGUGUCUCUGCGUUUUUUGCAAGGAAAAUAGUGAUCCUCUUGUGUGAGGAAAUUAAUUAUUUAAAAAAACAACCAACUCCUGCUAUUACUUGUGUCGUGCAACAAAAAAAAAACAAAAGGAAGGAGAGCAAAAAAGAUCCUUGGUGAACCAGUAUUGGACGCGUGCAAGUGGUGAUAGGCCCCCCCCCAAACAUUAAACUGGCCUGCUGGGGUUGUUGACCGUAACAGGCAAAACAGCGAAAGAGAGCAAAGGAACCACAUCAAUGCAUAGUGAGGAUGAUCUAAUUGCUCGAGCACACAACCACCAUCAGCAGCAGCAAACGACACAGCAGAUCACGACCAUCACGAAGGUCGUGCGGGAGGUGAAGCAGUUGGGACCGGAUGCUGGACAACCGUUCGACUAUGUAGCAAUGCCUCUAGACAUGGGAACCGACGGUCAACCGAUCGACUACGUGUCGAUGCCGAUGGGUAUGUACACGACCCGGACGCAGUACUUGAACUUCAACCACAUGGACCAGCCGGAGCAGAUGGUGGGUGGGGCCGGCGGUGGUCCACCCGUCCAGCAGUCGGCGCACCUGCCGCCGGGCGCCAAGGUGAUGGCCGGCGGGGGACCGGGAAUGCCCGGUGCGAUGGGAGGCGGCGGUGGCGGCGGCGGCCAAGGACACUACCAGGACUACGAGCAUUACGCGCAGUACACGGACGCCGGGUACGAUCUCGGGCAGGCGGCACACCAUCCCGGCCACGCGCAGUCCUAUCUCGGCGAGUAUCAGAUGAACGACCGCUCCAACACGCCGCACACGUCGAGCGAGAACAGCGAAUCGUCCAUCCCGAUGCCGAUGGGGGUGGCGCAGAUGGGCGGCGGCAACCCGUCGGCCGCCGCGCUGAUGGCGGGCCCGGGCGGCUACCUGCAGGGGCAGUACGACGAGAUGGGCGAGUACGUGAUUGCGCCCGGGCAGGGUGGCCCGGUCGAUCGGCUCUACCCGGACAACCCGUCCGCCAUGGUGUACGGGUACGUGUCGACCCCGCCGUACGGCACGAUCAGCUCGCACAUGGACCCGAACGGGGGCGUAGAGCCGACGUACGCCACCAAGCAGCAGCUGGCGUACGAAGCGGCCACCGCCCAACAGCGAGCCGGAGGAGGCGUUGGCGGCGGCGUAGUAGGAAACGUAGCGCCCGACGGGUCGUGCUACUACGACGGCGAGGACGAUCUGCACCAGCAGCUGUCGAACCUGCAGAUACAUAAUCACGUGUUUUUACAGCACAUCAUCACGUCGCCGGGCGGCAACAAUCGGCCGGGCGUGAGCGGGGCCGGCGGGCCCUCGAAUGGGGCCGGCGGCGGGGGCGGCGGCAUGCCGGACGGGAGCGGCGGCGGGAUGGAUCUGGACGAGCAGCGGCAGAUGAAGUGGCGCGACCCGAACCUGACCGAGGUGAUUGGCUUCCUGAGCCACCCGAACAACGCGAUCAAGGCGAACGCGGCCGCCUACCUGCAGCACCUGUGCUACAUGGACGACCCGAACAAGCAGCGGACGCGCACGCUCGGCGGCAUCCCGCCGCUGGUGAAGCUGCUCGGGCACGAGAACACCGACGUGUUUCGGAAUGCGUGCGGCGCCCUGCGCAACCUGUCGUACGGGCGGCAGAACGACGAGAACAAACGUGCAAUUAACGCGGCGGGCGGCAUCCAGGCGCUGAUCCACCUGCUGCGCCGGACGGCCGAGUCCGACAUCAAGGAGCUGGUGACGGGCAUCAUCUGGAACAUGUCGUCCUGCGAGGACCUGAAGCGGUUCAUCAUCGACGACGCGGUGCUGGUGAUCGUGUCGUACAUCAUCAUCCCGCACUCGGGCUGGGACCCGACCAACCCGGGCGAAACCUGCUGGAGCACGGUGUUCCGCAACGCGUCCGGCAUCCUGCGCAACGUCAGCUCGGCGGGCGAGUACGCGCGGAAGAAGCUGCGCGAGUGCGAGGGGCUGGUCGAUUCGCUGCUGUACGUGAUCCGGAUAGCGAUCGAGAAGUCGAACAUCGGCAACAAGAUCGUGGAGAACUGCGUGUGCAUACUGCGCAACCUGUCGUACCGCUGUCAGGAGGUGGAGGACCCGAACUACGACAAGAACCCGAUCCCGCACCACGGCUCGGACGGGGGCAUGAGUGGUGGCAGCGGUUCGCACGGCGGUGGCUCGAUCGUGGUGAGUGCGGCCGCUGCGUCGUCCAAGGGCGAAAAUCUGGGCUGCUUCGGGGCGAGCAAAAAGAAGAAGGAACAGCAGGCAGCGGCAGCGGCCGCGCAGCAGCAGGCGGCCGCCGACAAGGACCACUCCAGCGCGAACGGCGACCCGUCGAGGAUGGCGUACAAAAACACUGCUCACUAUAAAGGAGCGGAACAGCUGUGGCAACCGGACGUUGUACAUUCUUAUCUUGCCUUACUGCAGAGCUGUUCGAACCCGGAGACGCUCGAGGCGGCGGCCGGUGCGCUGCAGAAUCUGGCCGCCUGCUACUGGCAGCCGAGCAUAGAGAUCCGGGCGACCGUGCGCAAGGAGAAGGGUUUGCCGAUCCUGGUCGAGCUGCUGCGCAUGGAGGUGGACCGGGUGGUGUGCGCGGUAGCGACGGCCCUGCGCAAUCUAGCUAUCGACCAAAGAAACAAGGAGCUGAUCGGGAAGUACGCGAUGCGCGACCUGGUGCAGAAGCUACCGUCGGGCAAUCCGCAGUGCGACCAGGGCACCUCGGACGACACGAUAGCGGCGGUGCUGGCCACGCUGAACGAGGUGAUCAAGAAGAAUGCCGAGUUCGCGCGGUCGCUGCUGGAUGCGGGCGGCGUCGAGCGGCUGAUGAACAUGUCGCGGCAAAAGUCCAAGUACACGCCGCGCGUGCUCAAGUUCGCCAGCCAGCUGCUGUUUACCAUGUGGCAGCAUCAGGAUUUGCGCGACGUGUACAAGAAGCACGGCUGGAAGGAGCAGGACUUUGUGACGAAGACGAUCGCGUCGCGCAACCUGAACAGCAGCAAUGGCGGGGCGGGCGGCAGCUACAGCGACAACUCGCCCAACUCGCCGAACAACACGCUCAACCGUCCGAUGGCGUCGCAGAGCGGCACGCGGUACGAGGACCGCACGAUGAAGCGGCAGCAGGCGUCCUCGUCGGCGAACAACGGUGGCCAGGCCAUGUCGUUACCACCGGGCGACGGUACCAUCAAGAUGGGAAGAUGAACAAACAUGCCAGCUGCCAGCGAAUACCGAUAGCUCUCCACUGGUGAGGAGAUCGCAAUUUUAGAGAAAACCGGGCAAAACUCUGUCUGUUUGAAUGGAGGAUAUAUUAAUGCUUAGACCGACGAUCCCCCCCGCCACAACAUACACACGGGUGACGACGGCUGGUACAUGAUGCCACCGGAUGGAGUUCGUAGCUGCUGUUGCUCUGCUGAGGCAGCAACCUCUGAAACGAUCUUUUUACGCAUAGAAAGCUACCACAUAUAAUGACAGCACAGCGCCACAAGCCCCAUCUUUGGUGCAGCAAACAGGAGAGAGAGGAAACACAAUGUGCAGCAGUGGUGGACACGACGACGCCCCGUUGCAAGCCUGGCGCAUAGGAUAUGAUUUUCGAUUAUUGCACUAGCUUCCAAACACACUCUCUCUCUCUCUUUCUAUCUCACUCUCUUCAACUCUCUAUCUCUCUCUCUCUCGACGUACACUUAUACUGACAACAUCCUAAGCUACCUACAGACAUACAACACACGACGCUCCAAUAUUUCUUCAUUAUUACCCACAAAGUAUAGGCUGACAGCCACGCGUCACACCACCUAGUAGUAGUAGCAGUAGUAGCAGCAGUAGUAGUAAUAAUAAUAGUAGGGUAGCUAGAGAGUCAGCUGACUAAGGUCGAUAUAAUAGUGUGUACAGCAAAAGCGGAUCAUCCAAUCGGUAGUGCUCCUCUUCCUCAAUUGGUUUCUCGAUGAAAACAUUCGUUUUUGCGCGUAGUGGAGGCAUGGAAUUGUCCGGGAGAAAAAUAGUAACUUACUAAGGAGGAGGUCUGUGUGCGCCCGGAUGCUUGUUGUUACAAUACUAAGGAUCACGCUCUGUCGCCUUGUCACUAUUUGUACGGUGCUCGUUAGGUUUGCCCUUGCAAUUCUUUUCAAUUUAAAUUGAAUUUAAAUGGUUGCAUUUGUACUGUUACUACAAACGCUACUACUUCCCCCCACCCUUCCAAUAGCGCACACACACAGCUAAGCGUUUACUUGUCGAACUUCAAUCAAUUCGAAUUCGGCUAUUCGGUUGAUGGCUAAUAGGAAUGCAAAUGUGCAGAAUAUAAAGCUCUAUAUUCGAUGGACUAUUUAAACAAAUCACAACACUGGUUUCCUUAGCCGAGCAUCAUCUCCGCCAUCAUCGACGCUCUUUUCUAUGCACUGAUGUUAUUUAAAAGAUCUUCGUUUUGGUGAUUCCAUGGCUAGAGCGUCACUCUCUUUUGCUGCGUAGGUGAAGGGCAAUGUUAGUAAACUCAUCUUUCCAGUCUCUCCGUUGUUUUUGGUGUAAGACAGCAUGUUCGGGAAACGAUUUUGGCACUGGCAUUGCUAGUGUUUUCCUUCCGAUGUGCGAUCGGUUCAAUCAAGCCCACAGUGUCAUUCACUCAGACUAAUCUAAACUAUCUAUCAGUCUCUAUCAUACUCUACGUUCCCUUUCAUCGAUUGUCUUUGGCUCCCGUGUCUGUGUGUUGCCACGGCCAUAGCCGAAUCAGACGGGCAAAGGCAACGGUGAAGAAAAGGGGAUAAAAACAAGUCUUCUAUUGGACACCACAAUCUAGCCUGCGACUAUUAAACGUACUCACAACUAAACCCCACAGACAUCAUAGUGCUGGUAAUCUCAUCAUAACUUUACACCAUAAUUACCCCCGCGCCCGCAAAACAUCUAAUGAGAGAAAAGUGAAUAAGAGAUACGCCACAAAAAGGGAAGAGAAUGGGAAUUAGGACGGUACAAGAAACAAACUGAAAUUGAGUGCGUGUGUCUGUGCAUGUGUCUGCUGAACUGAACAGAAAGAGGGAAUCAUUACUCAACCACCUCCUCCAACCAACCUACGUUUAAAGCAAAACAUUCCUCAGCAACAUCAACAAAAAAAGGCGCAAAAACGUACAACCUUGUAUAAUCUCGUUUUCUUACCCGGGAUCUCUGCAUUAUUAGUAAGGCACGCUCUCACUGUAUGUAAGGAUGGCAUCGUAGUCGAUGGCUGCAAGGAAAAGGACCUUUGGAGAAUGACAGACACACACACAUACACACACAUACAUAAGAAAUUAAUCAAGCAUCGAAUCGCACGAAUCGCAUCCACCUCUACCCGGCACCUAUACUGGAACAUACGAAAUAAUCAUUCACGCCAUUUAAACAUUGCGUACCAUCUCUUAGCGCGACCAACCAAAAGGAUCAAUGUAAACUAUCACACACACACGCGCGCGCGCGCACGCACACAGAGACACGCAUAAUAACGAAGGCUGCUGGCGCAUGCAAGAAUAUAAGGGGAUUGAAUUUUUUCCACUUUGUGCGCGAUCGCGGUGAAGCAGAGAGAAUUGGGUGUGCGGGCGGAUUAUGUGGCGAAAAAGCAGACACGCAUUCCAAAAUGAACGCCGCAACAACAUACUAUUGUGUAGGACAUAUUUGCAUAUUUGCACACCACCAAAUCACAGAAAAAUCAGCUGAGCUAGAGAUAGAGAGAGAGAGAGAGAGAGAGAGAGAGAGAGAGAGAGAGAGAGAGAGAGAGAGAGAGAGAGAGAGAGCAAGAGAAGAAAUUUAGACCAUUCCUUUUGUACUCUGGUGUAGUGUGUGUGUGUGUGUGUGUGCAUGUGUGUACAGUCUCCUAACCCAUCUCCCAUCCCCCAUCCUAUUGGAAUGGAAAGGAACUGGAAGGAAGUUUACUGUUCGCGGUGUAGAUCCUGUUGGAUUACACUCCACGCAGGGCAAACACAAGCAAAACAAAACAACAUAUGUAUGGCACUCCGAUAUAUAUAUACAAGGCACGAAACGUAGAGCAUCUACUACAAAUCUCCAUUUUACUUCCUCGCUCGAAAGUAGUACGAAAAUUGAAAACAAACAAAAAAGAAAAAAACGAACAAGAAACAAGGGGCAGCAUGAGGGUGGAAGGACGAAGACAUAGAAACAAUACUAUACCUAGCUCAAAUAUAAUAUAAAUAUAGGCAUACAUAAUAGCGACAGGCAAAAGUAAUGGAAUAUUUGGAACAUGUACUAAAUACUAUCAUGUAAAACACGGGGACGCGGACGGGGACGGAUAAGCAAACAAAAAUAGGAUAAAUCUAGUAGCUCACUAUACAAAAAAUUCAUCCCACGGGGAAAGACAGUCGGGCAACAGUCAGAGGGGUGGCGUUUAUACAGCAAAUAACACUGUUACAAAGCGUUACACGCGUAAUGAUAAUGAUUGAUUCACAGACACACUCACACAACAAACAAUUGUGCAGCUUUCGGUUGGUGCUUUUCGUUUGGUGAUUGGUUUAUUGGAAUUUUUAAUUUAAACCAUUUAAAUCAUGCCUCGUGCGCUCUCAUUAAAAAUGCUCUCACCGAACAUGGCACAAGGGGAGAGCAAACACAUUGUGAGGAGGGAGAGUGGUAGCGAUGAGGGGGGGGGAGAGAGGAGUGUAGUAGGAAGAUUAGAUCAAGUAAGCAAAAAACAAAAACAAAAACAAAAAGAACAGGAAAGACAUGAAUGCAAAUGGAAAUGAAAUUUCUUCGAACGAUUUCUCUUCGCUCCUUCAAUUCAAAACGAAUCUGAAUGUAGAAUAUAUAAUGAUAAAAAAAAACACACAUAAUUAACACACACACACACACAAAAGAAGAAACUCCUCAUAAAAAAACGAAUUGUCGAAAGGAUGGGCGAAUGAAAAAUGAAGCAAAAAACUCCAAUACAUAAACUGGGUAGCAGGAAACGGAAGGAAUCUAAGCUCGUCUCGUGCGCAUAUUUGAAACCACAAUACCCACAAUGCUGUGAAAAACUAAUAUUGACUAGAACAGGCGCAUAACGCUACUGCUGAGGAUUAAAUACAACUGCACGCACCCAACAUACAGACAUACAGAGUGGCCGGAGGAAAAGGAAAAGCGGCGAAAAGAAAGGUCCGUCGGUGGGGUAGAACAAAUGUUAGAUUAGGAGUAAUUAUUAUACAAAUACCCAGACAGCGCAGCAAACCGGACUCAGCGGUUACGACGAAACUCUUGCGCUCAAAACCCACGUGUGUUUGUGUGUGGUACACGUGGUGCGCCCCUGCACGGUCGUAGUAAGCAGGGAAGCAGCACAUCCCUACCCUCCUCCCCGCUGGAAGUAUGACUUUUGGAGUGCAAGACAGGCUAGGGGAGCGAGGGAGGGGGGAGGGGGGCGGAAUAACAUACUUUAAAGAUUACACGAUUUUACGGUCAAUUUUAUCAUAUAAAAAAAUAUACACAAGAGAACAAAAA